UCACACCAUGGCCAUCAGUAUCCUCCCAAAAACUGGAAACUAAGGAAUCCUUAGACAUGCACCACUUCUAGUUCUAGCCCAAGAUUCCUCCAAGUAUGACUUCUGUGGUUUCUUUCCAUAGUAUCAACGAUUCCACACAAGAAUCUCGCGGCUCAUGUAUAUAAAUGGUCCUGCGAGUCCUGCAAUAGUCCAACACGUCUCUCCAUUCAUUCAUAUCACACAAGGUUUACGUAGCACAUAACUUUCAAGGAGCUUUCUGAGGGUGCUCAGCAGAAAUGGAUACAGAUAAUGGAAGUGGAGGUGGUCCAGUUAGGCUUGAGGGAAAAUUUGCUGCAAUGGCAGUCUGUUGGCUUCUUGGAAAUGGCUGCUUGUUUUCUUGGAAUAGUAUGCUGACAAUAGAGGAUUAUUAUGUCUACUUAUUUCCGAGUUACCAUCCCUCAAGGGUUCUUACUCUUGUAUAUCAGCCAUUUGCACUAGGAACCCUGGCAGUGCUAGCAUACAAUGAGGCAAAGAUCAAUACAAGAAAGAGAAAUCUUUUUGGAUACAGUCUUUUCUUUGUUAGCACGCUUUUAGUACUCGUUCUGGAUUUAGCCACAUCUGGAAGGGGUGGAAUUGGAACAUUUAUUGGAAUUUGUGUUGUCAGCGGUGCUUUUGGAAUCGCUGAUGCUCAUGUUCAGGGUGGAAUGGUUGGAGAUCUCUCAUUCAUGCUACCAGAGUUCAUUCAGUCUUUUCUGGCAGGGUUAGCUGCAUCAGGCGCACUAACAUCCGCUUUGAGGUUGAUUACCAAAGCGGCAUUUGAAAAUUCCAAGGAUGGCCUGCGAAAGGGAGCCAUUCUAUUCUUUGCUGUUUCAACAUUCUUUGAGCUUCUCUGUGUCCUUCUUUACGCAUUUGUCUUCCCCAAGCUACCAAUCGUGAAGUACUAUCGUUCUAAGGCAGCCUCAGAGGGAUCAAAAACUGUUUCUGCUGACCUUGCUGCAGGCGGAAUUCAUAGGCAGCCUGAACAAGUUGGUCAAGAUCCUAAACAGCCCGAAAGAUUGAGCAACAAACAACUACUAGUUCAGAACAUUGAUUAUGCAUUAGAUAUGUUUCUGAUAUACGUUCUAACACUCUCUAUAUUCCCUGGAUUUUUAUCCGAGGAUACUGGAUCACACAGCUUGGGAAGCUGGUAUGCCCUUGUCUUGAUUGCAAUGUAUAAUGUCUGGGAUCUCAUAGGUAGAUGUAUACCACUUUGGAAACGCAUAAAGCUGGAAUCGCGUCGGGGACUUACAACAGCAAUUCUCUCUAGAUUCUUGCUCAUUCCUGCCUUCUAUUUCACAGCUAAGUAUGGUGAUCAGGGCUGGAUGAUAAUGCUUACCUCUUUUCUGGGGUUAAGUAAUGGCUACCUUACAGUGUGUGUCCUUACUUCUGCCCCAAAGGGAUACAAGGGACCAGAACAGAAUGCCUUGGGAAAUAUACUAGUAUUGUUUCUCCUAGGAGGUAUAUUUGCAGGGGUUACUCUUGAUUGGUUAUGGCUCAUAGGCAAAGGCUGGUGAGCAUUGUCACUAAUAGUUUUUCAGUUUUUCCUACAAUCUGCUCCUCAAGUUAGGUAUAAUAGGGUGAGCCAUUCCUAGUAUUGUUUCUCCUUUGAUGUUAGGUGAAUUUUAUUGCCAUAGCAAUCAAUUUAUACAUAAGCUCCUUAGAUAGUUGGGGAAAAAUAUGACUCCAAGAAAUCUUAAGGCUUACAGAGCAGGGUCUUUUGCUUUCACACCCUGUUCGCACUUUUAUGUUCUUGGUUGUUUUUUUGAUCAGCUGUUCAGUCAAAACUUUGCAUUAGCCAAUUGAUAUCCUUGUGUUUCUCAA
Molecule: messenger RNA, 1839 nt
Organism: Coffea arabica (coffee)
Lineage: Eukaryota; Viridiplantae; Streptophyta; Magnoliopsida; Gentianales; Rubiaceae
Product: equilibrative nucleotide transporter 3
Biological process (GO): nucleoside transmembrane transport
Cellular component (GO): plasma membrane
Molecular function (GO): nucleoside transmembrane transporter activity
Source: RefSeq, a predicted model, not a curated record